This is a messenger RNA of Condylostylus longicornis, 1347 nucleotides long. It is a transcript of the gene nero, whose product is annotated as deoxyhypusine hydroxylase. The record is from RefSeq and is a predicted model, not a curated record. Gene Ontology annotation, biological process: peptidyl-hypusine biosynthetic process. Bases 356 to 1252 code for a protein of 298 amino acids. The transcript has 3 exons. NCBI's taxonomy places the organism in Eukaryota, Metazoa, Arthropoda, Insecta, Diptera, Dolichopodidae. Gene Ontology annotation, molecular function: deoxyhypusine monooxygenase activity.
ACAGUGACAGUUCACAGCUGACGAAUUUACAGCUAUUCUUAUUGAAUCUAUAGAGGGCCUAUUUUAUCAUCAUAAAUUUCUCACAAUAAAAAAUAACUUUAUAAGCCGAAAAUUGCUUUAUUAUACUAUAUGAUCGCUUUUGAAAACGCGUGAUCAUAGCAUGUUUUCGCUGUAUGAAUAAAAACUGAAUAUCUGUGUACUAAAAACAAAACAAAAAUAAUUAUUACUCAUUACGUCAAAAAAAUACCACAUUUUUUUCAUAAAAAACGUUAAGUGUGUGAAAUUUCAGUAUUUGUUUGUUUUCGUAUUAUAUGUCUACAUAUAUCUUGAUUUUUUUUUCAUUAUUAUAUCAAAAAUGGGUGUUGAAGAAUCACAAAUUAAGAAAAUUGGGGAUGUGUUGAACAACAAGGAUCUUCCUCUUAAAAAAAGAUUUCGUGCUUUGUUUACUCUUAAGAAUUUAGGGGGAAAUGUUGCAAUCGACUGUAUCGCUGAGUGUUUUAAAGAUGACUCAGCGUUGUUAAAGCAUGAGCUUGCAUACUGUCUUGGACAAAUGCAAGAUAAAAGUGCAAUACCAAUUUUGACCAAAAUUUUGGAAGAUGUAAAACAAGAGCCUAUGGUUAGACACGAAGCCGGUGAGGCAUUAGGUGCUAUUGGAACAGAUGAAGUCAUUCCAAUUUUAACAAAAUAUUUAGAAGAUGAGUGCACUGAGGUACGCGAAACAUGUGAAAUAGCUUUAGAUCGCGUGAAGUAUUUGAAAAGUAUACCUUCGGAUUCUUUAAAAGAUAAUAAUCCAUAUAAAUCUGUAGAUCCAUCACCCCCAGCACAAACACAAAAUAUAGCAGAACUAAAAAAACUGUAUAUUUCCAAAAACGAAAGUUUAUUCAACAGGUACAGAGCUAUGUUUAGUUUAAGAAAUUUGAACACUGAAGAAAGCGCUCUCGCUAUAGCUGAAGGUUUAAACGACCCAAGUGCUUUGUUUAGACAUGAAGUAGCUUUCGUUUUAGGACAAGUACAGAAAGAGUGUACAAUACCGCAUUUACGAAAGAAUCUUGAAAAUCCUAAAGAAAACGAGAUGGUCAGACAUGAAUGUGCUGAAGCUUUGGGUGCUAUUGCAACUGAAGAUUGCAUAAAUAUUCUAAACAGAUAUUUAAAAGAUAAUCAAAGAGUUGUUAAAGAAAGUUGUGAGAUAGCUUUAGAUAUGUGCGAGUACGAAAAUAGUCCAGAAUUUCAAUACGCAAAUGCUCUAACAUAAACAAUGUAUAUUGUUUUAAGAAACGGAAAAAACAUUGAUGCAAAUUAAAAAAAAUGUAAAAGUUACGCUGUAAAUAAAGAUUACAUACAAAUUUA